This is a messenger RNA of Jaculus jaculus (lesser Egyptian jerboa), 936 nucleotides long. RefSeq names its product olfactory receptor 6C65. NCBI's taxonomy places the organism in Eukaryota, Metazoa, Chordata, Mammalia, Rodentia, Dipodidae. Bases 1 to 936 code for a protein of 311 amino acids. The transcript has a single exon. Gene Ontology annotation, cellular component: membrane. Gene Ontology annotation, molecular function: G protein-coupled receptor activity; olfactory receptor activity. Gene Ontology annotation, biological process: G protein-coupled receptor signaling pathway. The record is from RefSeq and is a predicted model, not a curated record.
AUGAAAAAUAGGACAUCAAUUACAGAAUUUAUUCUUCUGGGAAUUACAGAUGAUCCAGAGCUACAAGUUGUCACAUUCUUCUUUAUGUUGCUCACAUACUUACUGAGUGUAAGUGGAAACAUGACUAUCAUUGUAUUAACAUUGUCAAAUGUUCAUUUGAAAACUCCCAUGUAUUUUUUCCUCAGGAAUUUCUCUUUCUUAGAAAUUUCAUUUACAACAGUCUGCAUCCCUAGGUUUCUGAUUAGCAUUGCUACAGGGAAUAAAAUUAUUUCCUAUAAUGCUUGCAUGACACAAGUAUUUUUUAUGAUCCUUCUGGGGGCGACAGAAUUUUUUCUUCUGGCUGCAAUGUCCUAUGAUCGCUACGUGGCCAUUUGUAAACCUCUGCAUUAUACAACUAUCAUGAACAACAAAGUCUGCAAUUAUCUUAUAAUCACCUCCUGGUUAGCUGGUUUCCUCAUCAUCUUCCCCCCAGUGAUUAUGGGCCUCCAACUGGAAUUCUGCAACUCCAACAUUAUUGACCACUUCUCCUGUGACUCUUCUCCCCUGCUGCUCAUUGCCUGCACAGACACAAAGGUCCUAGAGCUUAUGGCAUUUUUCUUAGCAGUGUUCACACUCAUGGUCACUUUGGCCUUAGUGAUUCUCUCCUACAUGCUUAUUCUAAGAACAAUUCUGAAGAUCCCCUCUGCCCAGCAAAGGAAAAAGGCCUUUUCCACUUGUUCCUCCCAUAUGGUUGUGGUUUCUAUUUCUUAUGGAAGCUGUAUGUUUAUGUAUGUAAAAACAUCUGCCAAAGAGCGUGUGGCUCUAAACAAAGGGGUAGCUAUACUUAACACUUCUGUGGCUCCCAUGCUGAACCCCUUUAUUUAUACAUUAAGGAACCAGCAGGUCAAACAGGCUCUUAAGGAUUUCACAAAAAGAAUGUUAUCAAACAAUCACUAA